This is a messenger RNA of Colletotrichum destructivum, 1580 nucleotides long. RefSeq lists its product as uncharacterized. The transcript is spliced from 2 exons. The record is from RefSeq and is a predicted model, not a curated record. Bases 32 to 694 code for a protein of 220 amino acids. NCBI's taxonomy places the organism in Eukaryota, Fungi, Ascomycota, Sordariomycetes, Glomerellales, Glomerellaceae.
CUGUCGCCGAUUGAGGCCGGCGCUUUCCGUGAUGAGUCAGCAAGCGCAGAAGGGAGUGAUGGCCCGUUUAUCAGCUGCGAAGGAUUGGUACCAGCUGGCUUCACCGAGUCCCUCCUCUACUAGGUACAAUGCCACCACUUUCGACCUCAGAGUGUGCCUGGAGCCAAAAUUCAUCGCCGCCAUUCAAGGAAGCUACUGUUACUCACCAAUGCGACGUAUCACUGUCACGGUAGCCGCCACACAUCUCGCCAGAGACACAACGCUGGCGAACACGGACGCCAGCAUGCAAGAGGAUGGCUGCACAUCGGCCCGAAGCUCAUCAUGCCUGACUGGACCCGCAAACAGUGUCGAUUCGACGAGAGCUCUUCUCUUUAUGGCAUCAAGCUCUCACAGGAGAGAAUCCCAGAGUACUGGGACACGGUCGCCGGGACUGGUCCAGCCGGCCAUCGCUGGUGCCGCUGGACGUCGACGUGCCGGCUUGCGGCAGGGAAACUACUGUAGCCCUUCUUCCCUGUCCCGAGAGAAGAAUCCCACCGCCAGUCUGGCUGGCUCCACUGCGGGUUGCCAAGCCAAGGUUUCGGGCCCCGUUACGGCCACUUCGGACCCAGACGACCCAGACGACCCCGGCUUCCUGCAGCGACUUCAACAAUGGGACGGAAUUACUCACAGGUCUUGUGAUGACCAUUCGAAAUAGCUUUCAUCGGGAGCUAUUCGGAACGUUGGCGUGCCUCGAGCAACACAAGAACAGCAAUGGACACUGCCCUACCCUUGACAAGCCGGGACAAAGACCAGCCAUCCAUGAUGGACGUUUACGCAAACUCGUUUGGCAUCACACUCACAGUCCACAAGAUGUCUUUACGAAAGUCCAACGAUGUUGUCUCUGCGAGGAGGACAGGAUUCGACUUAGCCAUCCUCACCCAACCGAACGUAUCGGUUGUUUCCACCAACCCCUUCGUCGGAGACCCUCCGUCCCGGUGACCAGCCUUCAUUUGCGAGACGGCCGUCCGCAUGGUACCUUGGUUACACACAGGAGUAUAAUCCCAACCGAACGAGCUGUAUCAUUGGUUGUAGGACCAUGGCCGCGCCCUCCUCUUGCAUCUUGCCCGCCUUCGUUCUCGUGCAACGGCGACACAGAUCUCGAACGACCAUCGACGGCGUCACCCUUGUCCUCACGUGGGCGAUUUCAAGACGAGUCCUGUAAGAAAGCUGUGCCGUUGCACGAGUGAAGAAGCUGGCAAUUCGUGUGGUGAUAAAAGUGGCGAAGCGCUGGGCUUACUGCCGAUCCGUCGAUAAUGUCUCUCCGCUCCGAGGGACGAAGAAAUCUCACCCCCCAUCAGAUCGACGUGUCUUUUGGCUGAUGGACAGAACGUGCAGCUUCUGGGUGCGGCUGGCUAGGGAUAAGCUUCGAUGCGCUUCUCUCAUGUGGACACAUGACCGUUGGAAUCCCCAGGUUUUACUACCCCAUGGAUCCAACCGCCGGAAUAUCUAAGUCUGUGGGCAUCAGUCGACAUGAGACACCGGGCAGCCACAGCGUGGUUGUUUUUAUUUACCUCAUUUUUUUACGGACGGAAAUCGAAGCU